Messenger RNA from Mus musculus (house mouse), 7049 nucleotides. RefSeq names its product SCY1-like 3 (S. cerevisiae) (gene Scyl3). Lineage: Eukaryota; Metazoa; Chordata; Mammalia; Rodentia; Muridae. Gene Ontology annotation, cellular component: Golgi apparatus; cytoplasm; lamellipodium. Gene Ontology annotation, molecular function: ATP binding. The transcript has 13 exons. Bases 3826 to 5361 code for a protein of 511 amino acids. The record is from RefSeq and is a predicted model, not a curated record.
AUUUUGGAUUCGGGCGGAAAUGAACUCAAAAGCGGCUGGUUAAAAACCCAAACAUGAAAACCGGGAUGCCCCUGCAGUCGGGCUGAAGACACACGCAGAGAGGCUUCCCUGCCGCCAGAGCCGGCUGCCGGGAACAGGCGUGCGGCGCAGGCUCCCCUGGCGCCCACACCUACCCGGGCCCGCGCCCUCGCAGCACCUGUGCGGCCGCUCUAGCUCGGUUCCGGGUUCGCGCCUCGGUGGUGGCGUCGGAGGAACUGAAGGCCCGGCUGUUGAGCCGCUUCCGGGCCCUCGGAGAGCCGCCGGAGCCGGGUCCUCGGGGGUGUCUGUGGGUGGAGGAGCCGGGGUCUGAGCGUCGGAGCCAGCCGCGGGCCAAGAGGGAGCGGAGCCGCCAGCCUCCUCCCGCCGCCCGCAGAGCUGUUUGGAUUUGAGGAGGAGCUGCAGAACUGCCUCACGGCAACAGGGAUGGGAUCAGAGAACAGCGCUUUAAAGAGCUACACACUGAGGGAGUCUCCUUUUACCUUACCAUCUGGACUUGCUGUUUAUCCCGCCAUAUUGCAAGAUGGGAAAUGUGCUUCCGUGUUUGUAUAUAAGCGAGAAAAUGAAGACAAGGUUAACAAGGCUGCCAAGCACUUAAAGACACUCCGUCACCCUUGCUUGCUAAGAUUUUUAUCUUGUACUGUGGAAGCAGAUGGCAUUCACCUCGUCACUGAGAGAGUGCAGCCUCUGGAAGUGGCCUUGGAAACCCUGUCUCCUGCAGAAGUCUGUGCUGGAAUCUAUGACAUACUGCUGGCUCUUAUCUUCCUUCAUGACAGAGGACAUUUGACACACAACAAUGUCUGCCUGUCGUCUGUUUUUGUGAGUGAGGAUGGGCACUGGAAGCUUGGAGGCAUGGAGACUGUUUGCCAAGUUCCUCAGGCCACGCCAGAGUUUCUCAGGAAUAUCCAGUCAGUAAGAGACCCAGCAUCCAUUCCUCCUGAGGAGAUGUCUCCAGAAUUUUCAGGCCUUCCCGAGUCCCACGGCCACGCCCGGGAUGCCUAUGCCUUUGGAGCUUUGGUGGACAGCUUGCUCCCCAUCUUCAAUGAGCAGGGUUGGUUUUUGCUCUCAUCAGUCUCCAGCUAGAGAGGUCCGAAAAGAGGGAGAAGGCCUGGAACUAACUGUAGCUCUGGAUUUCAGUUUCAGCGGACGUUCUCUCCAGCUUCCUACAGAUCCUGCACUCAGCUCUGCUGAACCCCAUGCCCGAGUGUCGGCCAGCACUCAGCACCUUACUGUCCCAUGAUUUCUUCAGGUGAGGGCAUCAUGUGACACACUACAGAGAGGGAAAGAGAGGAAGAGAGAGAGAUUGGUUUGCCUUUCAGGUUUUUAUCACAGAAAGUUUGAAAACUUCUCAGCUGUCAUGAAGGAAUUAUAUCCAGAUUCAGUAGGAAGUUUGAUUAGAAAGAACUAGUCCGUGUCAAAUAGUUUUCAGUUGGAAACUAAUUGAGAAAGUAGAUAAAGUUGAUAAGCAUGGCCCCGCCUUGUGCUGCCACUGCAUUAUGGGUGCCUGUUCUCUGAAUCUGUCUUGUUGAGAGGGGGCAGGUUUGUGUUUCGUCUGGCAGUAGAUGGUUCCCUUAGUCUCAGUGUAUAGGCGUUGGUCAGAGGGAAGGACACAGAAUAAACACCCCGGGUUCACAGAUGGUUUUGAACUUCAAGGUUAGUUUUAAUUACGUUUUUUUUUUUAUUUCUGUAACCACAGAGCUUGUGCCCAGGUUAGUUCCAUGUUUGUGAGUUUUAUUAACAAACCUAACCCAUGUUUCUUAAACAAAGUAUGUUUAUGUGUUUGUACUUAGAGCUUGGAAGGGAUCAGAACAGAAGGAAGGAUACAGCCUCCCCAAGGAAGAUGAGGCCUCUAGAGAGGCACCGUGUGGUGGGGUGUUACUAAGUUAGUCCUGUAGUCACCACAAGUACAGUUGACAUUUAUGUUUGUGAGAAAAUGUUUUGGACUUUUCCCAAUAUAGCAGGUUCCCUCCUCCAUUUCUUAAAUUGGGAAAUACAAUUGUAUAUAUUUGUGUUUAUAAGUCUGUCAACAGUUAUUAUUUUCUUGUAUUUGUAGAUGAAUUUUAGAAAUACUUUAUUUCUCAUGCUAUCAUAGUCUCUAUAAAGAUAAUUCAUUAUAGUAAAUUGUUACCACUAUAUGUAACUCAAGUUCUUUAAGAACUGUGUAAUAGUGCAGAGGGAAGAAAAUCAUCAAAGCGCAUUCCAGGCCACAUCAGACAUCCGUGUGUGGCAGGAGGAGCAAACUGCCGGAAGCAGCAGGGUGGAGCAGGCCAGCUCCCUCCCUGAGGCAGUUGCUUCUGUUAAAGCGCUUGUGCAUUAGCUCCGCCUCUUUGGGAUACACAGGUCCACUUCGAUUGGACAGGAGUCUUUAAAGGUUCUUUGUUUUUUAGACUUAAAAAAAUUGAAACUCUGUGACAAAUGUUACAGCCUAGAAAUACCAAAGGAGGAAAGGAUGUGGUGGACACAUAAAAUAAAUGUAGAUGGUCUGCUUAUCGCCUAGGGCCAUGAAAGGUAAACAACUUGUCUCUUAGGAGAAGUUUACGAUUAUGAGCACAUACAUUUAUAGUCCACAUACGCUACCAUUUGCGUGAGAAAUGUAAACAGACAUAAAGAUGUGGUAUUAAAUUAUAAAUGCAAAAAAUUCAUUGGAGCGCAUAUUACUGGUAUGCUAAGCAUUUCAAGCAUCACCCUCAAGCAGCACAUGACACAAAUCAUCUCAACAAACGCAGAAAAAUGGCUCACGUCGCACAAAGUGGUUUCUUGAGUUUCUGGUGUAUUUCCACUGUCUUUUAAUUUACCCACCAUAGAAAAGUUUGUGUUUAGACUGUUUUCAGUAAAACUACUGGUCAACAGGCUAAUGAAAAUUAAGUCUUGGUAAAAGUUAAAAGUAACACGAAUUUUUAUGUGGAGGAAAUCAUGGAAGAUAGGGCCUUAAUAAUGAAUUGUUCAAGAAUCACAUAUAGGUGUCAGCGUGAGAAUGAAGGCAGUACCUGUGCAUGCCAAGCUGUGUGCUUAAGUGUUGGGCAAUAUGGUAGGGAUAUGCUAGGACGGUAUGGUAGGGAUAUGCUAGGACGGUAUGAUAGGAUAUGCUAGGAUGAUAAGGUAGGGAUAUGGUAGGAUGGUAUGGUAGGGAUAUGCUAGGACGGUAUGGUAGGGAUAUGCUAGGACAGUAUGGUAGGAUAUGCUAGGAUGAUAAGGUAGGGAUAUGGUAGGAUGGUAUGGUAGGGAUGUGGUAGGAUGGGAGCCAUGCUGUCUUGGAACAGAAUAGUUUACAGGUUUGGAACUAUCUGUAGACUCUUCAGAAACUGGCCUUGCCUAGGUCCAAAAGUCAGAAAAAUGAGAAAACACUGGUGACUUCUAUAAAAGUUCCAUUUCCUAGAUCCUCUUUGGUGUUUUCACUUCACCACAGGGGACUUGGGGAUCAGCAGCUUCUUUGAUAGUGCCACUUCUUCCAGGGUAGUCCACUUAAUCAGUGUCUGUGACAGUGAGAGCAUUGGAAAGGUGUGGUCACUGCUGAAGCCUAAGGACAGCAGCAAGUGCCCUUCCAUUAUAUCCUCUCACAGUAGGCUCCUCUAUUACAUCCUCUCACAGUAGGCUCCUCUAUUACAUCCUCUCACAGUAGGCUCCUCUAUUACAUCCUCUCACAGUAGGCUCCUCUAUUACAUCCUCUCACAGUAGGCUCCUCUAGGCUUGCUGUUUGUUUCUCUCAUAAGCACUUUGAAUCUGUCGUAUGGUGUACGUAGAGAGCUAGAGAUCGUUUCUUCAUUGCAAGUCCUGGUCUGCUCUGUACUGAUGGCUUCAACACCUAACAUUAACAUGCCUUUUACCUUGUUGUCCUGCUGUUUCCUCACAUUUAGAAAUGAUUUUCUAGAAGUUGUGAACUUCUUGAAAAGCUUGACAUUAAAGAGUGAAGAUGAAAAGACUGAAUUUUUCAAAUUUCUGCUGGACCGAGUGAGCUGCCUGUCAGAAGAAUUAAUAGCUUCAAGAUUGGUGCCUCUUCUGCUUAACCAGCUGGUGUUUGCUGAGCCAGUAGCUGUUAAGAGCUUUCUUCCCUAUCUACUUGGUCCUAAAAAAGAGAACGCACCAGGAGAAACCCCUUGCUUGCUCUCGCCAGCGCUGUUCCAGUCCCGAGUGAUCCCUGUGCUUCUCCGGCUGUUCGAGGUGCACGAGGAGCACGUGCGGAUGGUGUUACUGUCCCACAUCGAGGCCUACGUGGAGCACUUCACUCAGGAACAGCUAAAGAAAGUCAUCCUGCCACAGGUACUACUGGGCCUUCGUGAUACCAGCAAUUCCAUUGUGGCAAUUACUCUCCGUAGCCUGGCAGUGCUGGUGUCUUUACUUGGACCAGAAGUGGUUGUGGGAGGAGAACGAACCAAGAUCUUUAAGCGCACCGCUCCAAGCUUCACCAAAACUAGUGACCUUUCCCCUGAAGGUUCUCCCAUGCAUGUUGUCUGCAGCCAGCAGAGUCGGGUCUCAAAAGUCUUGGAGGACCCCUCGUCUAACGUAUUCCCUAAAUGGUUGUCUGGCAACGUGCCCAGCAGCAGCAGGAAGCGCAUACAGGAAGAAUGUUACAGCUCUCUCUCACAGACAGGUGAUCAGUUUUCUCACACCAUUAAAUUCCCUAUGAAUGGACUCUCAGAUGUGAAAAACACUUCAGAGGACAAUGGAAGCUUCCCUGCAGGUUCUAAUAAGCCCGAGGAGUGGCCUGACUGGAGCGAGCCUGAGGAGCCUGAGCAGCAGCCUGCCAGUAUUCACAGAUGGCCCCGAGAACCCUGUGAUGUAGCAGAGUCCCAGCACACAAACCUGACCGCAGAGGAGGUGACCUGGGAUGAUGGUGAGGCUAGCUUUGGCACUGAAAUAAACUCAACAGCUACAGCCUCUGCUCCUGUGCCUGUUACCUCAGGGGGACAGUCAACCUCUGCAGCUUUGGUUCCUCUCACUGAAGAGUCAAAGCCUUUGCAAUCCAGUCCUUCCUCAAAGACCAGUCAUAGACAGCAUGAGGAAGUCAAACCACCCCAAGUGUCACAAGAAAGACCCCUGAAGGCUCCGUCAGGACUUGGUUUGGGAGAAGAGUUUACCAUUCAAGUAAAAAAGAAGCCAGUACAAGACCCGGAGUUGGACUGGUUUGCAGAUAUGAUCCCAGAAAUUAAGCCUUCAGGUACUUUUCUUAUUCUGCCUGAACUAAGGACAGAAGUGAUGGUCCCUGACAAGGAUAACGUCUCAUCACUGAUGCAGUUUUCCUCAAAGUUUGCUGCAACAGAAAUGACCGAGGGAGAGGCAGAAGGCUGGGAAGGAGAAGAGCUAGCCUGGGAAGAUAACAACUGGUGACGAUAAUGAAAAGCUUCAGGAAGAAUUCUCAAAGAAUUAAUACCUCAAAGCAAGCUGCAUGGAUGCAAAACCCCAAAGCAGCUUGUGUUCCCCACACCAGGAGCUCUUUUUUGCAGUCUGUGCCAAGUCAAGCAGAGACCAACCUCAGGUUGCUGACUAAGUCCUGGUGGCAAAAGGCUUCGGUGCCAGAGUCCAGGAGAAAGUGCUGUGUGCACUUGACUGAGGCCAGUUUCCAUACAAAGCAAACAGCUAAAGAAGUGCUUUUUUCCAGGACAAUUCUGGAAGAAAUAAAAAAUUCAAGCUGGUAAGCUUAAUUUUGUGCCAUUUCUUUAAAAGAGUAAAUUCUAUUAUGAAAUAACUUAGUGGAAAAAGAAAACAAACAAACCUAGCUGUAAAUUAUAACUUCAGACUGCUAAGGCUCCUUAGGCAGUUUGUCUGUUUACAGUCUGUCCCUCUCCUUCGGACCUGGGCAGUUACUGUUUCACCUGUAUUACACUGGACCAAAGCUCUCAAUGAGAAAUACCCACCCUCAUCUCCCAUCUUGUUCUUUAUGUCAAAUAAAGAUUAUUUUCACAUUUACAAAAGCUCUUUUAUGUGCUAUGAAAAUAUACAAACAUAAUUUACAUUCACAAUUUCAUUUACAAAACACCCAGGCAGGCAUCUGAAGAGUCAGCCCAGUUCUGUCGAUACACAGGCCAUUCAUAUUUUACCCUGUAAGCACACAGCGUUUUAGCUUCUCGAUCCUUCCUUGCAGCGCCUCCAGUUCUGGCAGCAGCCAUGCUGGAGCAAGAGAGUGUUUGAGUAAAAACUCAGUUGUCUCCAAAGCCCUUGCUGCAGCUUUAAAUACUGAUCUGUAUUCUUCUUCAAAGGGCAACACCCGACGGGCUCUCUUUGUGUGAGGCUGGAAAAUAAGGAAAUCAUGAAACAAGUAAUACAUAAUACUCAUUCUAAAAAUAAUAUAAGAGAAACUAGUCAUAGGAUCACGAAGAAGGCAGCCUUCCCAUUUGUAUUAACAAUAACCUAAAUGUGCUACUACUCUCCACGUCCUAACUUGUAUGUGGCAGACAAGAAGUCGCACUGUGCAACGGUUCCCAAUGAUAAAUGCUGUCUUGUCCAACAACUAUCCACGAGUAGUCUUUAAAAACAUCAUUAAGGAAAUAAAACAUGAAUUUCCUAAUAAGUUUGUAAAUGCUGAGAGCCAUAAUACCUUUCAACAUACUUUUGGAGCCAAUUAAGGAAAACUAAGGCUCCAGACAUCUUGCAUAGAAGGGGAAGAGGAACUGAGGUGAAACUAAAACAUAUCUUAACAACUAGUUUUUCAAAGGGAAGUCACAGUUUAAAUUCAUAGGGCUUUCGAACACAACUGACUUAAAUUGAACUUUAUAUAUAUUCAGGCCUACAGCUACAUCCAAGAAAACAAGUUACUAUUGCACUAUAAACCUAGAACAUUGUUUUCCUUAGGACCCUAUUCUAUCACCUGUGUUCAAAACACAAUUUUGAAUGUAUGUAGUCGUGUCAAAUUUCUGCCAAUUAAUAGGUACAUGUGAUAUUUGAGAAAAGUGAUUAUUAUUGAUGAGAUGAAUUGAACAAACUGACAUCUAAGUGUCAGAAAAUGCAUUUAUGUCAUCAUUGGUACAAUAUGCAAUUACCAAUAAUAAAGAGUAUAUUUGGUACAAUGGUUACAAUUA